Molecule: messenger RNA, 4159 nt
Organism: Malaya genurostris
Lineage: Eukaryota; Metazoa; Arthropoda; Insecta; Diptera; Culicidae
Product: protein sidekick-2-like
Exons: 11
Coding region: 1603-3534 (643 amino acids)
Molecular function (GO): protein binding
Source: RefSeq, a predicted model, not a curated record
AUCUCAGUUCCGCGUUAUCCUCGUUCGUGUGUGCUCUUCGCAAAGUCAGAAAGCAACGGAUUUUUUUUUGGUGUGUUGUUGCUCUUGUGUAUUUCUGAUACCCAAUCGACCGACCGACCGACCCGCUGGAGUAUGAUGUGCAUGGUCAGUGCCAGUUUGUAGGAUGUGGAUUCCGUUUUAUUGACUCGCUUUGGGCGUACGGCAAACAAGCAAGCAGGCAAGCAAAAAAAAUUGGCUACUGAAAUGUGGAGGUUCGAAGUAAUUGAGUCGAUGAUUAGCCGCGAGUAGGGUGGGUGGAUUUAGGACGACGGCCAAGCUCGGCUUCUGGUGCACUGGGUUACGGUGUUAGUAAGGUCGGAGGAUUCUAACUCAUCGUUCGAUCGUUUCAACGGAAGUGGAUUAAGUAAUUAUCGCUCUUGGCGGUGUGAAGCACUGGAACAUGAACAGAGACCGCGUAGCGUAGCGAAGGCCCUGAUUGGUGAAGUAGGAAAUUAAUGAUAAUGAUGAUGUGUGGCGUGAUUUAAUGCCGGUGCUGGUGUUGGUGCUGCUGCUGCAAUCGAAGGAAAUAUGUAAUUGCAUUUCCGUCAUUUAAUUCCCUUCGACGUUGCCACCAACCGGAUGCAACACCUUCCCCUCCCUUUCCCGUCGUCAAACCAACCAAACCAAACCAAAGCGAGCAAUCCGUGAAUAGUCCGAAUAAAGACGAAAUUUGCAUAUAAUUAUAGCCGUGUGUCUAUGUGGGAGUGUGGAAGUGUGGGCUGGUUGUGAAAAUGGCACAAAAAUGAAUAAAAUUCUGAAACGUCGACAAUUACGUAAAGUGCUAGCCGUCACAAGUUGCGGUGGCGGCGGCAGUCCUACGGGAAAAUAAUCGCAUCGCAUCGCAAACAAUAACGGUUCGAUUUGCUUUAACGAAUCUCAGUAGGCGGAUGCGACGACUAUACAAAUAUCGACAAUAUUCCGGAAAAGGUAGAGACAGUAGUUUCUGACAGACGAGAGAAAACGGAACCAGAACGAACGAAGGAAGAGUGCGAAACACACAAUUGAAAUUCAUUAGUGCCGGGGGUUGUGUGUGUGUGUGUGUGUGGCGGUUUGUCUUCCUGCAAGAGCCGAUAGUGGUGUAUCCGUCAAGACAAGGCUAUCAAACUGUUUUGGGGCCGGCCGAAGAAUGGCGAAAUGACGGAAGAAUCAGAGAAGAUUCUUGGAUUAACAGCAAAUAGUGCGCGAAUAGAAGGACGAGGUGGUCGAAAAGACGCGGUAGUGGCGGUCGUGCAGGAGUCGGUAGUGUUUGUGAUUGUUUGCAAUACGACAGGCUAGAGGACCGACGGCCGGAUCGUUCUCGUCGUCGUCGUCGUCAUCGUCAUCAUCAUCAUUCAAGUAGGCGGUGGUUGAGAGGUUGAGCCUGAAGGGAUUGGCUUUAGCGCAGUGUUUUGUGUGAAAGAGGAGGAAAUCAUCAAGAAUUAGCUGCUAGUGGGUUUUGGCUGGUGGUGGUGCUAGUAGCAGUAGUAGUAGUAGUAGUAGUAAUCGUACCAGGCAGUGAUAGAAGCAUCGUGUGAAGCUGAAAGCAAUAACAAAGGAAGAAAACCUAUAGAGAAAAGAAGCAGCAUGAUGAGCUUCCGUAGAGCCAGCGCUAAUCUGGGAUUCAUUUUCUGUGGAUUAAUUUUCGCGUCGUUCGACGGCUGUUCGUGCACCAGAAUUUUCGAUAUCGAAAGCAUUCCGUUGGUGCGGUACGUGGCAGUGGCAGGACGAAACGUGAUUCUCAGCUGUCCGGGAGUGAACGAGCAUUCGCUGGUCGAUUCGCUGAUCUGGAGGACGACCCAGACGGUGGCGGAGUACAUGAACGGGGUGCCGCUGGUUAGCAAUCAGAGGAUAACGCUGCUACCUGACAAUUUUAGUCUCCACAUCAGGCCAACCACGGCCUCGGAUACGGCCGAGUACAGCUGCCUGGUGAACGACCGGCACAGCCCGGAAGCCAUCGUAGAUUUAUUAGUCCAAGACGUUCCGGAACCGCCGGGUCGGCCGCUUGUGCUGAGCUUCACGUCACGUUCGGUCCAUUUAUCGUGGGCCCACUCACAGGAUCCGAGGAAUGCACCCGUUGCCAAUUUUAUCAUCGAAACAAGAGUCGGCGAGAACGGAGACUGGGACGAGGUGGCUCCAAUCAAAACCAAGGACAAUAGCACCUCGUAUCAGGUGAGCGGUCUGUUGCCGUUCACCGUGUACAGCUUCCGAGUGAUUGCGAUCAACGAACUGGGCCGGAGCCCACCGUCCAAGGAGUCGUACUAUUUUGUCACACUGCGAGAAGCACCAACGGGCAAACCGGUGACGACCAUCGCCCACAACACGAGCGCCUCGUCGCUGUACAUCUCGUGGAAGCCACCGCCACCGGAUACCAUCCUGGGGGAAUUUCUCGGCUAUCGGAUCACGUACCGUACCCGGGACCGCAAUCCAGACGACGUCAAGGAAAUUUACAUCCGCGACAGCUCCGUAGAGAGCCACGAAAUUCACAACCUCGAAACGUACACCCAGUAUCUGGUUUCGAUCCAAGUGUUCAAUCCGGAAGGACUGGGCCCGCCAACCACGGUUCUCGUUAUGACGGACGAGGGAGUUCCCAGUAGACCACGCAAUCUCAGCAUUCUGGAGGUGACUUCCACCACGAUUCGCAUCAGCUGGCAGGAACCGGAACGUAAGAAUGGUGUAAUCCACGGCUAUCGGGUUUACUACGUGUACCAAAACCAGACACUGUUGCACCUGCCGAUUCUGAAGAGUGAUGCCCUGCAGAACUCGGCCUACCACUACAUCCUGUCCACAUUGAAACCAUUCACCGAUUACCGUAUCAUAGUGGCCGCGUUCAGUUUGAAGUACGACGGUGAACCGGCCGAGGUCACCAUCCGAACCGACAUCGCCGGUCCCAGCGCUCCGCGGUUCAUCAAUUUGACCUGCUACUCCGAGGAUGCCCUGUUUCUGGCUUGGCGCAUCCCGCAGCACUUUUACAAUUCCGUCAAUCAUUACAUCGUUAGCUACCGGAACAUGGACUACACCCGGUCCCGUGAGAUUCGCAUUUCCGCCAACGCAUCCAUCAUGGAAACGUCCGUGGUGCUGCAGAAUUUGACCACGGAUUCCAGCUACGAGCUGAAGGUUCGGGCAGCUUCCAUCAGUGUCAUCAAUCCGAACAAGGUUAUUCUGGGUCCGUAUUCGGACUUGAGAAAGAUUAUGCUCCAUGCCAACUGCGAUCAGCAGCAACCUCCCUCACUUUAUCACAACUACGCCGACUACGAUCUGAUCGUGCUGGCCGGAGCUGUCAUCUGUUGUUUCGGUCUACUGUUGAUCAUCUUGGCCAUCGUCCUCUGGAAAAAAUGUUUCAACACCAACUACACCCACGAGACGGAUCCGGUGCACGGCGAUCAGAAGGCAGCCCAGCAGCAGACGCAGACGCAGAUCGACUGGAAGGACACCAACGGGGUCAUCCAGACGACGGUGCCGGUGACGAAGAUCCUGCAGAACGGUAACCAUCGCCAUCUGGCCAUCGACGGGGACUGAUAAAGGGCCACCGGGGGCACCACCGACGACUGCAACAACGGGAUGGGUGCUGAAUGGUGGCCGCUAGAACAGCUCCGACUGCCUCCGGAUGUUGCGUCCCACCAUCGGUCCGGCCGUUCCGUGCUGUUCCACGUUCCGGACCUGGAAGUGAUGAUCAACCCGGAGGCCUGAGUGCGAGGCCCCGAUUAGGAUGGGGUCCCCACUUUGUUUCUGUUUUCCUCCAUUUGUACAGUGUAGUGAAAUAUUGCGCCCAAUACUGAAAAAACCAAUGAUGAUGAUGUGCGUGUGUGUGAGAGAGAGAGAGAGAAUCUUCUGGCUUACGUGUAAAACAAACCAAAAAAAAAAUUGUGUAGCAUUCCCGGAAGCGAAAUCGUUGCUAGUGGAGCUGGCUAACGCCAAUACUUUUUAUUUUAGAAAAUUUCAAAGAUGGCAGGCACGACCCAGCAGGCUUUGACUUCCGGAACCCAGACGGAAGACAACAGAACGAAAAGACAGAGACAAGCAAAAAAAAACGGAAGAUGUGUGAUAUUUUUAUACAUAUUUUCGGGGGUGUUAGGGGAAAAUUUCAAGAGAAAAAGAAACUGAUGCUAACUUGAAACUGAACAUAAAUUUUAAACCAAUGAAA